Messenger RNA from Daldinia loculata, 2334 nucleotides. RefSeq lists its product as uncharacterized. Bases 180 to 2231 code for a protein of 683 amino acids. The transcript is spliced from 2 exons. Lineage: Eukaryota; Fungi; Ascomycota; Sordariomycetes; Xylariales; Hypoxylaceae. The record is from RefSeq and is a predicted model, not a curated record.
AGCUGAGCCGCAGUCUGGAUUUCUCUAUGUACUUGAGCGGAUGCAAACUCAUCAAUCAACAAAUUGAAAUUUUUGACCUGUUUCUCGACUUCUCAAUGAGGUCCGACAUCAUCAUAGAAAUAUAAUAGAUGAAGUUUAUUGUUUAUUUUAAAUUAAUUAUAAAUUAAUUUAGCAAACUUAUGGCUAACCAACAGCAUGGCGCUACCCCUGAAUAUGGCUUUAACGAUCAUCCCUUGGGCCACGCCGACCAGUACACACAAUACACAGAAUACAGUCACAGCUAUACUACAGAUGCUUAUAAUAACUACUACUACAUAACAGCAAAUCCCGAUAUACCAAACACAUCUCAAGCACCCGAGAUGAAUUCUAAAGGAGAAUAUAACUAUAACCACCUGCAGCCGUCGAAAGAUGCAGUUGGAAAUGGAGUACAAGUUCAAACUCGAUUACUAGACAGCGCUGGACUACAAAAUACCGCCGAAAUAAGAUUGCAAGAUCCUUUACUAGCGAUAGCUUUCUUCGUCGGAGGCAUCCUAGCCGCAGUAGGCCAUCACCUCUAUUACAAGAGGCUGAAUGACACGCCUGUGACAUCUGAGGAUCUGCAGGUAUGGUCGAUUAGAAUCGGGACGGGGCUCGCCCUCCUCACCAGAUGCGGGCUAGUCGCAGCGAUAGGGAUUGCUGCUGUCCAACAGACCUGGUUAUCAUUGAGGAAAAGAGCCAUGUCGAUUGGUGGUAUUGAUAGCAUGUUCGAUAUUAUGGGAAACCCAUUGUCGUUCUUGAACAGAGACUUUUUGACACAUGCGAAACGACUCGCCGUUCUUGCUGCUGUCGCAUGGUUGCUUCCCAUCAUCACAAUUGUAACGCCGGCAACUCUGUCUGUCGAGUCGCGUAUGACUCACGAUAGCGUCGCAACCAAGGUUCCGUAUUACAACUUCUCGAAUACCGAUGGUUGGGGAACAUACGGGGGCUUUGGAUAUAUUUCCGGGGUAGCGCCUGAAAUUGCACGCUUGUUUACGAGGACUUAUAUAUCGAAUAGUCCCAUACCUCAGACGCCCCCUUUUGCCAAUGCAUCCUACGACUUCAAUUUCUGGGCCCCAUCUUAUAAAUGCUCGAACGCCAGCGAGAUUAUUAGGACGAGGAACAAUCGUACUUGGGACCUGGCUUCUUAUAAUUAUACGAAUUUUGAAGAGGCCUUUAAUGCGGAAAUCGUCAAACCGGUAUCCACGGGUAAUUUUUCUAGCGGCGCGCCACCGUUAGUCUAUAAAAGUACUGCUCCUACUAGUAUGAAUAAUAUGAUCCUCGUCGGCGCCAACGGUCGCAACGAGCAGUGGGGUAAUACCGAUCACAACUAUCUGGUUUGCCAACUUUACAACACCACUUAUAGCGUAACCAUGCGCUUCGACAAUGGAGUUCAGUCUAUACAGGAGAACUCUAUCGCGCAUGUAGAUUCCCAAGAGUGGGAUAAUGAGCGUGGGCGUUUAUCUAUGGUAUUAGCUAACGGCCUCUGUGCUCCUGAUCCUGCUGCAAAUAACGCUACGAUUUGUCCGACUUAUUACAUGGUGCAAUACAUCUUCACACGCUUCCUAACUGGCCAGGUACGGAUUAAUGUGGAAGGGGAAUUAAUGUUUCAGUCGGAUGGCUAUGAGGGCAAUAUCGUUGAGGCUGGAGAAGCUCCUUUUUUCCAGUCGGGCUUGACGGACUGCCCCGAAAUCUGGAAUUCUACAGGCUACCAGAGUGCUUCCGGCGGUUCCCUCGCAUUUCAAUCGCUCAAUAGAUGCCAAGGAGGAACACUCGCAACAGCGAUCGAAAGCCUCUCUAGAAACUUUACGUACAGCCUCCUGACUUACAGCAACUGGCGAAAUUUUACGACCGAGGUACCGAUAACCGUAUCAAUGCCGAGGAACUUCUUCUAUUAUAAUAGCAUCACUCUCCUGGCUACAUAUUCGUCCGCCGUUGUGGUCACGCUGCUCUGUAUAUGCGUGGGGUUCGCCGCAUUGUUAAGCAACGGUUAUACUAGUAGCACGGCCUUCUCCGCGGUGCUUCUGACGACUAGAAACCCUGAUCUCGAUAGGUUAUCCACAGAUAAUACUCUUGGAGCAAAGCCUCUACCGCAUCCUAUUCGCGAUACCAAGCUUCGUUUCGGUAUCUUGAGAACCGAAGGAUCGGAAUCACAGGCUGGUUUUGGCCUGGAUGGUACAGUAACACCGCUAGAGAAUAUGGCAUCAAGGAGCUGAGGGAACUGUCGAUUAGAUGAGAGAUAUAUUAGGAACAAUAUUUAACUUCCUAAAAGUAGUAAUGAGAAACGAAGGCUGAAUAAGCUCCCUUGAUUAAAGUCCC